AUGAAGCCUAUCAAAAUGCAAAAGUACUCUGCAGUUGCUUCACUCAAACGCAGAUGUCAAGUAGGCAAUCAACAUCUGAAGAAUUCAAGUAACUACUCCUCAUCAUCUCUUAAAGGAUUCAGUUUCUCACAACAUGGGGGAUUUCAGAAGGCACCUACAGGAGCUUCAUGUGUCUUUAGCAAGAGCAACCAUGAAGGCUCCUAUUUAUCCCAAAAUGGAGGUUCCCAUAUGUCAUUGUUUGGAAGCUCUCAUAAUAACAGUCAUGAAGGACCCAAUACAUCUCAUCAAAAAAGCUCUACUACCAUUUGUCAUGGAGCUGCUAGCAAGUCCCAUCAUGGAAACAAAAACAUAGGUCUACAUGGAAAAUCAGGCUAUAAAGGAGUUUCUUUUUCUAAACGAACGUCCAUCAGUCAUGGAGGCAUGCAUAUCAGACAUAGUCGCAGUUCUCAUUUUGGAGACCACAGUAAUUGGAAGAAUAGCGGACUGUUAAAUAUAAAUGAAAAAGAAACCAUGAAAAUUUUAAAUGAGCGACUUUCUUCUUAUCUGGAGAAAGUAAACUCCCUGGAAAAGGAGAACACACAGUUGGAAAGGAAAAUCAGUGAAUGGUAUGAAAAUAAUGCACCCAGCAAAUUCCCUGAUUCUAGCAAAUACUUCAAGAUCAUUACAGAUCUCCAGACCCAGAUUUCUUCAACCGCCAUGGAAAAAAACAAGAUCAUCCUACAAAUAGACAAUGCAAGGCUUGCUUCUGAUGACUUAAAGAACAAGUAUGAAAUGGAGCUUCAAUUAAGUAAUAGCACUAUGACAGAUGUCAAGAGUUUGCAACGAUUUUUGGAAGGACUGAACCGAGAGAGAUGUGACCUGGACAGAGAUGUCCACAACCUUCAAGAAGAACUACAGCAAAUGAAAGUGAAUCAUGAGGAGGAAGCCAGCAGUCUUCAUUCUCAGCUGGGUGCCAGGGUGAAUGUGGAACUCAAUGCGGCGCCGUCCAUGGAUUUGAACAGCGCUUUGUCUAAGAUUCGAGACCAGUAUGAAAAUCUGAUGGACAAGAACUUAAUGGAAUCUGAAAAUAUGUUUCUACAAAGGAGUGAAGAAUUAGCUCACCAGGUUGAGUCUGGGGCUGAACAAAUGCAAUCAGUACUAACCAAGGGUAUUGAGCUGAAACGUACCAUUCAAACCGUAGAGAUUGAGCUACAGAGUCAGCUGAGUAUGACAUCAGCUCUAAAGCAUAGUCUAGAAGAGACACAAACCAACUAUGGAUCUCAGAUUGGCCAGUUGCAGAGUAUGAUCAAUAAUAUAGAAUCUCAGCUAUCAGAGGUUAGAUCUGACCUGGAACGCACGAAUCACAAGUACAAAAUCCUUAUGGAUCAGAAGAACUAUCUGGAGAUGGAGAUUGCAACCUACAAACGACUUCUAGAGGGUCACGAUAUCCAGGUUAAAUGUUAUCACAGUACCAGUGGAAAAGAUGCAUCUGAUAAUGGGCAUGAUACAAAAUAA
Messenger RNA from Pelobates fuscus (common spadefoot toad), 1494 nucleotides. RefSeq names its product keratin, type I cytoskeletal 19-like. The coding region runs from base 1 to 1494 and encodes 497 amino acids. Gene Ontology annotation, molecular function: structural molecule activity. Gene Ontology annotation, cellular component: cytoskeleton. The transcript is spliced from 8 exons. The record is from RefSeq and is a predicted model, not a curated record. Lineage: Eukaryota; Metazoa; Chordata; Amphibia; Anura; Pelobatidae. Gene Ontology annotation, biological process: intermediate filament organization; epithelial cell differentiation.